Balaenoptera acutorostrata (minke whale) is the source of this 7919-nucleotide messenger RNA. RefSeq names its product LIM and calponin homology domains 1 (gene LIMCH1). NCBI's taxonomy places the organism in Eukaryota, Metazoa, Chordata, Mammalia, Artiodactyla, Balaenopteridae. The coding region runs from base 80 to 5026 and encodes 1648 amino acids. Gene Ontology annotation, cellular component: stress fiber. Gene Ontology annotation, molecular function: actin binding; myosin II head/neck binding. The record is from RefSeq and is a predicted model, not a curated record. Gene Ontology annotation, biological process: regulation of focal adhesion assembly; positive regulation of stress fiber assembly; actomyosin structure organization. The transcript has 35 exons.
GGCGGCGGCGUCGGCGGCGUCGGCGGCGGCCGUCCUCAUCCCGGCGGCCCAGCGCUUGAGUGGACGCGGGUCUUCGCAAAUGGCUUGUGCGGCUCUCGGUCUGGAAGCUCUUCAGCCCCUGCAGCCUGAGCCGCCCCCCGAGCCCGCCUUCUCCGAGGCGCAGAAGUGGAUCGAGCAAGUAACUGGCAGAAGUUUUGGUGAUAAAGAUUUUCGGACAGGGUUAGAAAAUGGAAUCCUUCUCUGCGAGUUGCUGAAUGCUAUAAAGCCAGGACUUGUUAAAAAGAUCAACAGAUUGCCUACCCCCAUUGCAGGAUUGGACAAUAUCAUAUUAUUCUUGAGAGGUUGUAAAGAGCUCGGCCUUAAAGAAUCUCAACUUUUUGACCCGAGUGACCUACAGGAUACGUCCAACAGAGUAACAGUCAAGAGCCUUGAUUAUAGCAGGAAGCUGAAAAAUGUACUAGUGACCAUUUACUGGCUGGGCAAAGCAGCAAAUAGCUGUGCAUCUUACAGUGGGACAACACUAAACCUGAAGGAGUUCGAAGGCUUGCUGGCUCAGAUGAGAAAGGAGACUGAUGACGUUGAGAGCCCUAAACGUAGUAUUCGAGACAGUGGUUACAUCGACUGCUGGGAUUCUGAGCGCAGCGACUCUCUCUCUCCCCCUCGACACGGCAGAGAUGAUUCCUUCGAUAGCCUGGAUUCCUUCGGCUCCCGUUCCCGGCAGACACCUUCGCCAGAUGUAGUCCUCAGGGGAAGCAGUGAUGGGAGAGGAAGCGACUCUGAAUCCGACUUGCCCCAUCGGAAGCUGCCGGAUGUGAAGAAGGAUGACAUGUCUGCGAGGCGGACUUCCCACGGUGAGCCAAAAUCAGCAGUGCCUUUUAACCAGUACCUCCCCAACAAAAGCAACCAGACGGCCUACGUCCCCGCGCCUCUGAGAAAGAAGAAAGCAGAGCGAGAGGAAUAUCGGAAGAGCUGGAGUACUGCCACCUCCCCCCUGGGUGGGGAGAGGCCCUUCAGCUAUCCUGAAACAAUAGAGGAAGAGGGCAGUGAAGUGGGGUCUCCUUGUGAAGAGGACCCCGUCAGCCGAAUGGACCCUGGUGGGAAGCCUCCUGGUGGUGGGUUAGAAUUACCCGCCGGCAGUGGGAAGGAGCAGGUUUCUCCAGAGGGGGCUGCGGUGGCACCAGCUCCCAAGUCUGAAGAGGAAGAUGCUGCUGAAAUCCGAAAGCGCAGAAGGCUAGAGCAAGCUGGAAUCAAGGUCAUGCCAGCAGCACAGCGCUUUGCCAGUCAAAAGCAAUUAAGUGAUGAGAAAGAAGCUGUUCGAGAUAUUAUCCUUCGCAAAGAAAAUCCUUUCCUGAUCCACCAACACGGCAGAGAUUCAGAAUCAGAAGACGAAGUUGCAUGUCGACUGCCUGAUCUUGAGAAAGAUGACUUUGCUGCCAGGAGAGCAAGGAGGAACCAGACCAAGCCAAUGGUGCCACUGAAUCAACUCCUCUAUGGGCCUUACCGAAAAAAAGAGGCAGAGAAAUCAGAUGGCAGCAAGCAACCCUCAAAGGGAAUCUCAGAAAAGAAAAGUCUAGAACAUAAAAGAAACCAAGGCCAAACGGAAGAGGUGAAGUCGAGGGUGACCUGUAUUGUGCGGGCUCUGGAGAGUGGACCUGCAGAAGAGGGGCUCAGGCAGGUGCCGGAUCUUCAUAAGGAUGACCUGGCGCAGCGCAGAAUUCAGGGCAGGCUUGGCCCUCAGCGCGAGGCUCCGAGCUUUGUCACGGUCGCCAAUAUAACAGAAGCCGACCGGGAGACGUGGGAGAGGCUGAAAGUGUCAGGAAAGACGAGGGAUGGAGAUGUGGAGCACACGUGUGCCCCUGAGCCUUCACCAGAAAUUAAAGCAGAAACUGCCAUCCGUGAUGACUUUGCCAGCCGCAAGGCAAGGGCUUAUAAGAAAGCUUCCAGCCCUAGGCAAAAGUUCGUGCACUUCGGACCAGUGACAGAGAUAGAUCAGCAGACAUGGAAGCGGCUCAGCAUUGGCAGGGCUGGGCCGAAGGAGGAUGCAGAGGAAGUCAUCAGUCACAGCCGCGAGAUUCAGACGUACCCUGUGCCCCCUGCCUUGGCGGCUAUGUCCAGUUUACAGGAAGACCACAGGCUUAAUCCACAAAAUGACUGCAGAAUAGUGACGUCUGGUAUAGAUGACCGUUGUAAAAGGGUCUGCCGGCUGGCUGUGGUGCCGGAGGUCCAGGAAGAGCAUAGCUGCAGUUUAGUUACCUGCAAACAGCUGCCGCAGGAUGGCAAAGAAGCGACUGAAGGAGUCGUUCAAAGAGGUUCUGAGACGGUGCCAAAGGCUGAAAGAUCCGAGGAGAGCGGCCAGCCACUCUCAUGUCCUCUGACCUCUGAAUGGGAGGCUUCAGAGAGAGAAGAGAAGUCAGAGAAGAUGACAGCUCCUGCCUGGAGUGGCAGUGGACUGAAAGGCCAAAGAAAAUUGUAUGAUUCGCAAAAAGAUGACGUGAUGGCCAGGAGAACUGGGAUGUCUCUUAGACACAUUGGAUCCAAGCUAAACCAGUUCCGUCCAGUUCCAUUUGCAAAGCAACGCAUUGUGGAGGAAUCUGCCAAGGGUCCACCAAUAAAAGAUAAGAGAUACGGACCGAGAACUCCUGUGUCUGAUGACGCAGAGAGCACGAGUAUGUUUGACAUGCGGUGUGAGGAGGAGGCCAAGGUGCAGCCGCACAGCAGGGCCCGCCAGGAGCAGCUGCAGCUGAUAAACAACCAGCUGCGGGAAGAGGAUGACAAAUGGCAAGAUGACCUGGCUCGUUGGAAGAGCCGUAGAAGAAGUGCUUCUCAGGACUUAAUCAAGAAAGAGGAAGAAAGGAAAAAAAUGGAGAAGUUACUGGCUGGAGAGGAUGGGACAAGUGAACGAAGGAAAAGCAUCAAAACCUACAGAGAAAUUGUCCAAGAAAAGGAGAGGAGAGAGAGGGAGUUGCAUGAGGCAUACAAGAAUGCACGGUCCCAGGAGGAGGCGGAAGGGAUCCUUCAACAGUACAUCGAGAGGUUCACCAUCAGCGAAGCUGUUCUUGAACGCUUGGAGAUGCCAAAAAUUCUGGAAAGAAGCCAUUCAACAGAGCCAAACUUAUCCUCCUUCCUGAAUGACCCCAACCCCAUGAAAUACCUGCGGCAACAGUCACUGUCUCCACCCAAAUUCACUGCCACUGUGGAAACCACCAUCGCUCGUACCAGUGUACUGGAUGCCAGCAUGUCAGCAGGCAGUGGGUCUCCAAGCAAAACUGUCACUCCCAAAGCAGUGCCUAUGCUGACACCCAAGCCUUACUCCCAGCCCAAAAACUCUCAAGAGGUCCUGAAGACCUUCAAGGUAGAUGGGAAAGUCACCAUGAAUGGAGAGACGGUUCACGGUGACGAGGAGGAGAAGGAAAGAGAGUGUCCCACGGUGGCACUUUCCCCCUCGUUGACCAAAUCCCAGAUGUUUGAAGGUGUGGCCAGAGUGCAUGGGUCCCCCAUGGAGCUGAAACAAGACAACAGUAGCAUUGAGAUCAACAUAAAGAAGCCAAGUUCUCUUCCCCAAGAGCUGACGGCAACCACUGAAGAAACUGAAACAAACAGUCAAGAAGAUGAGAAUGGUGGUGAAAAAACAGAAAAAGGGAAUACAGAAGUUGCCUCAUCAGAGCCACAGUAUUUUACAUCAACUGUGACUCGAUCCAGCCCGACCGUGGCCUUUGUGGAGCUUUCCUCCAGCCCCCAGGUGAAGAACGAGGUGCCAGAAGAGAAAGACCAGAAGAAAGCGGAAAAUGAAAUGAGUGGAAAGGUGGAACUGGUGCUGUCACAAAAGGUGGUAAAGCCAAAAUCUCCAGAACCAGAAGCAACCCUGACGUUUCCAUUUCUGGACAAAAUGCCUGAAAGCAGCCAAUUACCUUUGCCAAAUCUCAGUUCUCAAGAGUCGCCUGGCACUGCCAGCGUUCUGCUGAGAGUUCAGAACUCUUGGCGACGUUCCCAGUUUUUCUCCCAGUCAGUGGAUACUCCAAGCAGCGAAAAGUCGCCUGUAACUACGCCUUUGAAGUUGUGGGCAUGGGACCCGGAAGAGGAACGCAGGCGACAGGAAAAAUGGCAACAGGAGCAGGAACGUUUGCUCCAGGAGAGAUACCAGAAGGAGCAGGACAAGCUAAAAGAAGAGUGGGAAAAGGCCCAAAAGGAGGUGGAAGAGGAAGAACGCAGAUACUAUGAGGAGGAGCGCAAAAUAAUUGAGGACACGGUGGUUCCAUUUACUCUGUCUUCAAGUUCUGCAGACCAGCUGUCUACAUCCUCCUCUGUGACCGAAGGCAGUGGGACAAUGAAUAAGAUGGACUUGGAAAACUGUCGAGAGGAAGAACAAAAGACAAGACAGAAGAAACCAUUCCAGGGGGAUAACGGUGGCUCAUUGCUUAAGACUAAGGAAGGUGACCCACUGGAGGAAAAGGGCAGCCUAACUCAAGGAGUCUUGACUCAUUCUGAGAACCCUGCAUUGAAAGGAAUCUAUCAGGACCUCCAGCUGGAUACAGAAGCUGGGGCCUCACCCUGUGGGAUGAACCCACAGCUAGCUCAGGAUCCAUCCCAGAAUCAGCAGGUAUCAAACCCACCAAUGCACAUUUUAGAAGAUGUGAAGCCAAAAACCCUCCCAUUGGACAAAAGCAUUAACCAUCAGAUUGAGUCUCCGAGUGAAAGGCGGAAGCAAAGCCCUCGAGAGAACUUCCAGGCUGGGCACUUGUCCCCUUGCUCCUCCACCCCUCCUGGCCAGUCACCAAACAGGUACAAGAGGUCUGUAAGUGGGAAGAAACUGUGCUCUUCGUGUGGGCUUCCAUUGGGUAAAGGAGCUGCCAUGAUCAUCGAGACCCUCAAUCUCUAUUUUCACAUCCAGUGCUUUAGGUGUGGAAUUUGUAAAGGACAGCUUGGAGAUGCAGUGAGUGGGACGGAUGUUAGGAUUCGAAAUGGUAUUCUAAACUGUAAUGACUGCUACACGCGAUCCAGAAGUGCUGGCCAACCCACAACAUUGUGACGUGGUUUUCGAGCUUCCAGAUCACUCACCAUUUCCUUACUGAGGGUGUCCCCUGGCAAUCGUUUAACAAAACCCUAAGUGCAGGGGCUCCUCAGCAUUCAUCUAAUUUCUGAAAGGCUAUUCUAAAAGAUGGUAUCUGUUCUUUUGUAGCACAGUGUUUGUGUUUUUCCUGCUUUCCUUUUUUUUUUUUUUUUUUUUGGCAUUUGCACAGUAUAUACAAAAGAAUAUUGAAUUGUAAUGAUCCUGAAUAGUUCCAAAAAAUGGUCUUAGCAUGGUCAAACAGGCUUACAGUUUAAAAUGUGUUAUUCUCUUCUUUGGGAGUUAAUGAGAUAAAUGAUGCAAUAAACCUGUUUUUUUUUUUUUAGCAUUUCUAGGAAUUAAACACUUUAUGUUUACAGAAUUGAGCUGCAGAAAAUGCAGGACAUGCCAAUUUGAGACAUGUGGUCUUCUGAGACAGGAGCAUACAAUUAAUGCAUUUCAGAAACUAAAAAUCACACCAUCUAGCUCUGAGCUAUAACUUGUUUUUAAUGCAAAGAUGCUAGUCUGAUAAUAUAUACUGUAAUCCUGAAACAUUUGUGUUACUUACUUUUUGAGGUGGAAGUCAUACCAAUAAAUUAUUGCACCGUUAGUGUUAGAUUCUGUGUCCUUUGGAAGUUACGCCAUUGCUGUAGGCUGACCCAUCAAAUAGAGAGAACCCUUGCUAUACAGGCUAGGCUUACACUCUGGGACAUUGCCCAAGGGUAGGAAGAAACCAGAGGGACAUAAUUCAGUCAUCAUUUCCAAAGUUAUUACCAAAAUCUGUGAGAAGUUUAAUCUUCCAAAGAGUGGUGGGUCAAUGAUAGCCAGGAGGGCUUUGUUGCUUGCUUCUCUUCAGGCUCUAGAUUCAAUAAGAGGCUCAGUAUGGGACAUAUGGAAGCUCUUAUUGAGAUCAGCCCAUCAUUAGGUGUGACCACUGCUCACCCUUGCCUGCAAGUUCUCCUUGGGGGUCUGAAGCCCAGGUGGCUAAAGUAAAGCAUUAAGUCCAUCUUAAUAGAAUCCGAAUGACAUAUGAUGUGAGAAGCCACUAGCAUGUGAUCAACAAGAACCUACUGUUCACAUCAUGCCCUGUCCUCCCUCCUGGAUACCUACCUGCUCUCCUCAUGCCCUACAUCACCAACUCUCUUUACUACCAAGAAUUCUGGACCUUGCUCAUGGAGAAGUUUAGCGAGAAACUCUUGUGGAGAGCUGGUUUAUUUUUUGCCCUGUGUGAUGAGUUUCAUCUGGCCAAGAAAGGAAUCAAGUUACUAAAAAGCAUCACAUUUUAGAUCUCCAGGCUGUUUUCUUUAAGACUGGGGAAAGGGGGACUAUUUAUUCUGCCUUAAAAUGAUGGCAAAUAAGUGAUGAUGACAGAUGACAUUUUGUGAAUGUAGACUCUGGAUAUACUCCUAAUAGGUUAAUGUAGUCAUAAAAGGAAAUCAAGUAGAUGUUUUUCUGUUAUGUAAGCAAUAAUUUUUUUUCUGUGUCUUAUUGAGUAUGACUAGCAAUUAUUUAUUUACAUGCUAGACGGUUCUCUGCAUGCGGGUUCCAUGUAAGUACAGAAAUUUCCUCGGCCACUGGAGGUGUUUUGACCAUUUUGUCAUUUGGAUAAGCUGUUGUUAGAUUGAAAUUUACACAUCAUUUCAUUUAAAAUUGUGCCUUAGAAAAUGCAAAGCUGUUGCACAUAGUCAGUGAUGAAUUAAGGAUGCAGUACAUUGAAGAGAGAUGAAGUCACCUCCAAGUUCUCAAGACUUCUCAUGGAGGUGUUCGCUGUUUUACAGGGGGAAAAAAAUUUUAAAAAAGAAAAAGAAAAAUAGAAAAAUUAAAAAAAAGAAAGUUUUGAAAAUGUACAGAUUAAGUCCAAUAUUUUGAUUAACCACCUGCAUGUUUUAUUAAAUAUUUUGAUAAUGUGGAUGUUUACACUUUGCAUGAUAUUAGCAGAGUACUUUACCACCAGUAAUGCACAAACAUGUACAAUAUGAUUAUUCAUAACCGAUUUUUAUAGAAUACUUUUUACAUGUGGAACUCCAUCUGUUAUGUAAGGAUUAUAUGAAUAUUGCACAUUCUCUUCUGGUUUCACAAACUCAUUUAUACAUAUUUCUUAGUGAGCCUCAUUGUACAUGUAUUGAAGCUAGAAUCAAGUCAAGAAAAAUAAAGCCCCAUUCUCCAACUGCGAAAUGUGCUUUUCCAUAAUGAACAAUAGUCACCAGCACAGAAUAAUCUCCAACAUUUUCUAAAUUCUAAUUGCCAACUGUUUCUAUUUAUAUUUGAUUUAUAUUUCAUUUGGAGUCUGUUACAUGGCAGCUCGGGCAGACUAGAUCUUGUUUUUUCCAAUGCAGCAUAAUGAGUAUGAUCUAUUUCUUUUCAAAUAAUCUUUGAGAUCCCAGGAAAAAAAAAAAAAGUGCUCUGCUCUGUUGAGCUACAAUGUAAAUGUGUUUGUUUAAAAAACAGAUGAGGCAAGUGAGUGAUUUAUUGUUCCUGAGGAAGUAUAUCUUUUUUUUUUUCUUUAUACUUCAAAAGCUUGUCCCUUCUCUUUCUUAAGGAAAAAAAUGGGUAACUCUUUGUUUUUCACUUGCAAACUUUCAUGACAUGUGUUCAUUCUUUCUGUGUAGUGUUACUAAUGCAAUACAUAUUAUAGUUAUCUAUACACAGUGUAAGACUUAACAGGCUGAAAUGAUCCACCUCAUAUGUGAGUCCGUCCAAAAGAUGUUACUGUUCUGGGUGGGCCAAUGUUCUACAUCAGUUACACUAACCUUCAUUUAAAAUAUUUAUUCUAAAAUGCCUCUGAGAAAUAGUAAAAAAUAAACAUAAAAAAGUUGUCUAAAAUGCAACAGCUUUUAUAGUAAAUGUACAUUUAUAAAUAAAAUACUCAAAUCAA